CAUCAUCAGCGCUGUACAGCAGUAAGCUGUCUCUACUGUCACCAAGCUCCUUGUUAAAGCCCAGCAUUGGGCAAUAGGCUCAGUGGGAUAAUCAAACAUCUGUGGAUUGAAUCCUCAUGAAGUACCUCUUGACCCCCCCCCCUCAUCAUGCUAAUCAGUUAGUGAUAUGUGAAAGGGGGCUGGACUUAUAACCUUACCUUUUAAAUCUCUGUGUAUCUCAGCAUAGAGGCUUCUCUCGUUCCAUCCCACACUAGAUUCAGGACUGUUUCGUUCCCCACCACCACCACCAGUGACAACAUGGCAAAGACAAUGGUACUUGAGCUGAAGAAUGUGAAGCUGAGAGCUGGAGACCAGUUGAAAGUGGAGGGGAGGAUUCUGCCUGAGGCGAAGGGGUUCCAGAUAGAUCUGGGCUGUGACGAAGAUCACCUGGCACUGCACUUCAACCCACGUUUUGAGGAUGACACGGACGGUGUUGUGCUUGUGUGCAACUCAAAGAUUGACGGCUGCUGGGGUCACGAGGAGAGGGAGAAACACAGUGGCCUCCAAAGGGGUUCUACUGUCAAGAUUGUCCUGAAGCUGACCGGAGACCUGUUUGAAGUGGAGAUGCCUAAUGGACAUGAGAUCAAAUUCCCCAACCGUUCCGUCCUAGACGUCGUUACCUACAUCCGUGUCAGAGGGGACUUAAAGCUCACUGCCUUUAAGAUCUACUAAAGAGAUCCAUAAAAUCCACCUUGUGUAGCCUGGCAACAACGGCACGGCCAAUUUGUCUCGUUUGUCUUCCAAUUUCCGGUGCGCUCCGGCCCAAUGACACGCAAGCAAGUGGGCGUGGCUACAUAUAGAGUUAGACCAAUGGGCAGUAAGACAGGAUCAAUGGCCUGUAUCAAAUAGUAAAUGGAAAUAUGGGGUGACCAUGGUACGUUUUGUUGUCACAAUAUUCUGACAAACAGUAAACACAAGGGACAACUGGGGACGAGGUUAGGAUACUGGUUAGGAUACUGGUUAGGAUACUGGUUAGGAUACUGGUUAGGAUACUGGUUAGGAUACUGGUUAGGAUACUGGUUAGGAUACUGGUUAGGAUACUGUCAACUAAUUACAUUCCUUUACAAAUACAGACGUAUCUCACACACACACAUCUUGGCCAGAUGAAAUAUCUGUCAAUGUUUUACUUGUUUUGGUGAGAAAGAAUGUAUUCUUAUACCAUAGUAGCCCAAAUGAUUACAUUAUUACUGACAUAAUCUCUGAUGUUCUGAUAUUGUAGUAGCCCAAAUGAUUACAUUAUUACUGACAUAAUCUCUGAUGUUCUGAUACUGUAGUAGCCCAAAUGAUUACAUUAUGACUGACCAUGUCGACAGAUUGGGUCAACAACAGAAUAGCCGUUGACUCCAGAAGCAUUUUGUAAUUUUUACGAUGAUUUCCUAAUGUUAUUUUCUGUAUAUAUUGAAGUAAAACAUAAUGGACCGCAUGUCAUGUCAUCAAUAAAGUUCAGCAUCCUCAAGUAGUGAA
This is a messenger RNA of Oncorhynchus kisutch (coho salmon), 1503 nucleotides long. Its product is annotated as galectin-1. Lineage: Eukaryota; Metazoa; Chordata; Actinopteri; Salmoniformes; Salmonidae. The coding region runs from base 298 to 711 and encodes 137 amino acids. Gene Ontology annotation, molecular function: carbohydrate binding. The record is from RefSeq and is a predicted model, not a curated record. The transcript is spliced from 4 exons.